GGGCGGAAGCGGCUCUGGCUUCCCUGGUCUGAGCUCCCGGGGGUCCUCUUUCGGCAGGUUUGCUGAGGGUGCCGGUGGCCUCGGGGCCAUGAGCAGACACAGCCGGCUACAGAAGCAAGUUCUGAACCUGUACCGUGACCUGCUGCGCGCCGGGCGCGGGAAGCCGGGCGCCGAGGCGCGGGUGCGAGCCGAGUUCCGGCAGCAGGCCAACCUUCCGCGCUCUGAUGUGCUGCGCAUUGAGUAUCUGUACCGCCGGGGACGACGCCAACUGCAGCUGCUGCGUUCCGGCCACACCACGGCUCUGAGUUCCUUCGUGCACCUGCGGGGCCAGCUUGAGCAGCCGAGCGACGCGGCAGCUUCGACUACCCCCCUUGACGAUGGGGAUGGUCCAAGGAGUUCUCCUGAAGGCACAGGGGCACGCAAGACCCGACCCGUUGGACGGUGACCGAAGAGCCCGCGUGGUGGCUCAAGGGGUCCCACAUGACAGUUUGGGGAGGAACAGGAACUCAUAUGCUAGAAGGUGAGAUGUCCUGAGAAACUUGCUCCUUUGGUUAGGGCAAUAGCCUUCCUGGAGCUGUGGGCCUGGAGGCGUGGUGAACUCGAGAGAUAACUGACUGUUCUGGAUAUAUGAUGACAAGGUCAAACACUCCCUGUCUCCAUGAGGGCGGCCUGGGGCAACAGCGGCCUGGACCAUGCAUGGUGUGAUGUGCUUGCCCAAAGUCCAGGAGAGCACAGACGCACUUCCUCCUCCCUGUGGACAAAUCCCUGCCGAGAUACUCUUGACCUCUAAGAACACACUCUACGCCCUGCAUUAUGAGGGGUUGCCCUUUGCUGUUCGUAAAGCCGAGGAAAGCAGAUUUUUUGCUGAGAACAUUUAAUAAAAUGCCCUGCUGAACCCGAGAGAAACCCACAAUCCUCUUUGGAAAACGUUUCGGGUCUCUGAUCUCAGCUGACCACCUAGGACUCCUCAAGAAUCCUACUCGAUGGUUCUAGGGCCUUCCCCACACGAUUGUUGAAUAAAGGGAAUAACUUUGAAA
Nannospalax galili (Upper Galilee mountains blind mole rat) is the source of this 1037-nucleotide messenger RNA. It is a transcript of the gene Sdhaf1, whose product is annotated as succinate dehydrogenase complex assembly factor 1. The transcript has a single exon. Lineage: Eukaryota; Metazoa; Chordata; Mammalia; Rodentia; Spalacidae. Gene Ontology annotation, cellular component: mitochondrion. The coding region runs from base 89 to 445 and encodes 118 amino acids. Gene Ontology annotation, biological process: mitochondrial respiratory chain complex II assembly. The record is from RefSeq and is a predicted model, not a curated record.